GCCAUGAAUGAGCCACAGUGCUUCUACAAUGAGUCCAUCGCCUUCUUUUAUAACCGGAGUGGAAAGUAUCUUGCCACAGAAUGGAAUACAGUCAGCAAACUAGUGAUGGGACUUGGGAUUACGGUCUGUAUCUUCAUCAUGUUGGCCAACCUGCUGGUCAUGGUAGCAAUCUAUGUCAACCGCCGCUUCCAUUUUCCUAUUUAUUACCUAAUGGCUAAUCUGGCUGCUGCAGACUUCUUUGCUGGGUUGGCCUACUUCUACUUAAUGUUCAACACAGGACCCAAUACCCGGAGACUGACUGUUAGCACGUGGCUCCUCCGCCAAGGCCUCAUUGACACUAGCCUGACAGCAUCUGUGGCCAACUUACUGGCUAUCGCCAUCGAGAGGCACAUCACAGUUUUUCGCAUGCAGCUCCACACACGGAUGAGCAACCGGCGAGUGGUUGUAGUAAUUGUGGUGAUCUGGACUAUGGCCAUUGUUAUGGGUGCUAUACCUAGUGUGGGCUGGAACUGUAUCUGUGAUAUUGAGAAUUGCUCCAACAUGGCACCCCUAUACAGUGACUCUUACUUGGUCUUCUGGGCCAUUUUCAACUUGGUGACCUUUGUGGUAAUGGUGGUUCUCUAUGCUCACAUCUUCGGCUAUGUUCGUCAGAGGACUAUGAGGAUGUCCCGACAUAGUUCUGGACCCCGGAGAAAUCGGGACACCAUGAUGAGUCUGCUGAAGACGGUGGUCAUUGUACUUGGAGCCUUUAUCAUCUGCUGGACCCCCGGAUUGGUCUUGCUACUGCUCGACGUGUGCUGCCCCCAGUGUGAUGUUCUGGCCUAUGAGAAAUUUUUUCUUCUCCUUGCUGAGUUCAACUCUGCUAUGAACCCCAUCAUCUACUCCUACCGCGACAAAGAGAUGAGCGCCACCUUCAGACAGAUCCUCUGUUGCCAGCGCAGCGAGAACAGCAGCGGCCCAGCGGAAGGCUCAGACCGCUCGGCCUCCUCCCUCAACCAUACCAUCCUGGCCGGGGUCCACAGCGACGACCACUCUGUGGUUUAGGAAGCGGACUGAGGUGGAAAGCCAGCCGUCCUUAAAGGAGGGAAAAACAGCUUCUCCCACUCCAGGCGAGGUGGGAGAGGAGAAGAGUGGAAGAAACUCAGUGAACUUAUAACACUAACCAAUGGCAGUAUUUGUCCCUAGUCCUCACAAGACUUGAUGUUUGAAAACUAGCUUCUGUGACAACCUUUGUCCCAGUGCCCAUUCCUUCUAAAAAUAGAAAGUGGAGUUGGUGCGAUGGAUUCAAGAGUAGAUUCUGGAGUUUCUAUCUAGACAUCAACUACACUUUAAAUGAUUUUGUGUGUUUUUGGUGCAAGUUGGAAGAAAUUCUGACAGAUUAAAUCCACAAAUUCAAAUUACAUACAAACUUCCUUUUUUAUUUUUUUGAGGAUACAUUUCACUUAAUAAACAUGUUUAUGCCUAUCAGCAUGUUUGUGAUGCUAUAGACGAUAGACUGUUGUUAAGCUACCAUAAUUUCAUUUUUUCCUUAUGUAGGAAAAUUGUAAGUUACAAUUAUGUUUUUUAGAAAGCAUACAUGUAAUGUGUAUAUAUACAGUAUGCUUUACUCAAAAAGAUAAUGGAAUACUGAUUUUUAAAUCUUCUAAGAAAUAGAAGAACCUAGAUGUCAAAGGCAGUGUUUGUAUAGGUUAUAAAACAAAUAAUGCUCUAAUUACAAUGUUACCUUUUAGUAAAGUGUUGUAACAAGUAUAAAAUAAGCAGGGGAUGUAAUUUGUUACCGAAAGAAUUUGUAUGCCUGAAAAUGUAGCAGAAGCUGGAGCAUAGUAAUAUUGUUCCCAUCUAUUUAAAAUACACAAAUACAUGCUAAUUAAAACACUUCUGGAGCUUAAUAGCCCAGAAAAUGACAGGACAUCAAAAGAAGUUAUUAGCAUAGUGUUUCUGAGUUACAAAAUGAUACUUGGCAAAAAACAUGAAUAUUACAAAUGCAUAAAAUUGCUUACCAAAUAAUAUCACAACCAAAUAGUAACCCCCUUUAACAUUUUCUCUGUCUGUGUGAAUAUCAUAUACAUUUUUGGUGUAAGUGGGAUCAUACCAUAAAUGGUUUUUAAACUAGUUUUAUUUUUUUUUUCACUGUAGAAUUGCCACAUUUUUCUCAUGGCACUAAAAUUUUUCUGAAAACAUAGUUUUAAGGGCUGCAUGAUAUUCCGUUUAAUGAAUGCAAUUUAUUUAACCAUUCCCAUUUAUUAUUGACUAUUUAGGUUAUUUCUAAUUUUUAAUACUCUUAAGCUCCAAAAAGUUUAUGUACAUAAAACUUUGUCCAUAUAAUUGAUUAUUUACGUAGGUCAUAUUCCCAUGAAGGAUUUUUUUUUUUAAUGUGAAAUGCCUUCUUAAGCUUUUACCUUUUAUCAAAAGGGAUUUCCUGCUUUUGAACUGCAUAGUUGGCAGUUGUCAGGAAAGCCAGUUAGUUACUUUACAUUUUAACAAAGGAAACACGGUGAUUGUUUUAGUUGAAAGAGACUCUUCAAUAAAAUAAGGUGAACUAGAAUUGGUCAACUGUCACAAUAACCAAUACACCCUCAUACAACUAGCAAUUCCAAAUUCAUUUAAGGGACUGUUCUCCAGCUCUAGGUUACCAUAAACGUACUCUAGAAUUGAAGGAGAUGAAGAGCAAUUGCGCAUGUCAAGUGACAAAAAGGAUUGGUAAAAUACAUGGCUUGGGUCUUUCUAAAGCAGGGUGGUUGAGUAGGUCUGUAUGUGCCUGGCUACCAUGUGUUCUGCAGGAGCACCCACAAGAGACUGUUGCAAUGACAGGUGAUCCUGUUCAGUGCCUUGUCCAGGUAGACCAGUGGUUGCAUUCACUUGUUGUAGCAAGCAUCCAGAAAGGGAAAGUCUUUGAAGCAGAUCUGGGGAGGGUGGGAGAGUGUCAAAGAGAAAGAAACUUGGAAGAAGGGCUGUUUAGGAUGGAGGAAGUCAGUGCAUGGUUGGCAGUUGAGAAGAGCAGAUGGUGGAGAGAAUGAGAAACUGGAGAGCAGAAAGCUAUUUGCUCAUGCUUCAUACAAAGCACAGAAUACUUGGUGUGCAAGUGAAAGAAAUGAACUUGGACUCUUACUGAUUUGCAUAGUUUCUGGAGGUGAUAUGAACUAUUUCAAAUUAAGAGCAUACCGAAUGGACCUUAAAUAAAUCAUUGUCAAUCAGUGUUUGAUAAUGUGUGGUUCUGGUUAAUUUAAAAAUUUUCUGACUUGCAUUGCGUGGCGUCUGUCCUCUGUCACCUCCUUUAUUUUCCUGCCCAAACAGCUACUGAACUCUGAUGUGUUACACAACUGUAUGCUUCCCCCAUCCCAGACCUGCUUGCUCCAGCCUAACAAGUCUCUGAUAUCUAAGGUUUGAUGAUUUAUGUUCCAUUAAAGGUGGCACAGUGU
Ochotona curzoniae (black-lipped pika) is the source of this 3419-nucleotide messenger RNA. RefSeq names its product lysophosphatidic acid receptor 1 (gene LPAR1). Bases 4 to 1044 code for a protein of 346 amino acids. Gene Ontology annotation, cellular component: membrane. Gene Ontology annotation, molecular function: lysophosphatidic acid receptor activity. NCBI's taxonomy places the organism in Eukaryota, Metazoa, Chordata, Mammalia, Lagomorpha, Ochotonidae. The record is from RefSeq and is a predicted model, not a curated record. Gene Ontology annotation, biological process: phospholipase C-activating G protein-coupled receptor signaling pathway; neurogenesis. The transcript is spliced from 2 exons.